Molecule: messenger RNA, 1093 nt
Organism: Arabidopsis lyrata subsp. lyrata
Lineage: Eukaryota; Viridiplantae; Streptophyta; Magnoliopsida; Brassicales; Brassicaceae
Exons: 3
Coding region: 406-861 (151 amino acids)
Source: RefSeq, a predicted model, not a curated record
UGAUUCUUUGACUUUAAUGCUCAACGUUUGAAUUUGAGUUGACUCUGAUCUUCAUGGGCCUCGCCUUUCUGGCCCAAGCGUCCCCAAACCGACUUGCCCGCUUCUUUCACACCGAACUCGUGUCUCAGUGCAGCCACUUCGAAUUCUCGAGGUGGUGACAACCACCUCGACCGUUCCUUCGGCUCAUGGGUCCAAUGGGCUUUAUCCCUUAUGGGCCAUUAUCUUGACUACGUGGCAAUCUUUGGUUGGUCUCGGACUUCUGGUGCGGGAUCCGACACCAACAAUGACUUGCAGCCCAUUAUGCACACUUUACAUUAAAUUGUUUUCUAUAUAUAGAUAUACACAUACAAAUUCUCCGGUUAACGUAAGAAUACUGAUCAUUUAUCAUAUUUUCUAGACCUAACUAUGUUCUCGCUCCGUACCCUUCUUGUUAUACUUCUCUUUGCUUUGAUAGCAAUUGUUGGAUCCAUCAACGGGGAACCGGGGUGUGGUGGUUCAUCUCCCACCUGGGAAGACUUGCACGACGAACAAGCGCAACGAAAUUUGGACAAUGCAGACAAGUUUGGUAGGAUCACUCUUGAUUGUGAAACUACUGGUGGUGGAGGCAACGGUGCAAACAACGGUUUCGUGACGAUUAUAGACCUAUCCUUUGGUCUCUUCUUUUUUAUUUUUGUCGCCAUUGGAAUCUGGUUUUUCUGCGUCCGAAGACAAAAGGCCAUCAACGCAGCUAUUGUUAACUCCUCUCCAGGACAAGUGGGAGCUAAAGGGAAGGGCUAUGGAAUGGAUGAGAAGACGAAAACAGUUGCCAUGACCAUGGGUGCUCCAGCAGGAAAGCUUUCAAAUGGUGACACCAAUGUUUGAUACCAAAAAGAAAAAGAAAUGUUUGAUACAAAUAUACAAUAAUUGAACUCGUUCGAUCUGAUAAUCUUUCUCUUGAUUUCUUUCUUUAUUUUUUGUUUUGCUAUAGAUGAUAUGAUGAUCGUCUCUGCUGUUGUCGUCCUUACAUUACACAUAGUUUCAAAAGCUUGUGUAACUAAAUACUUUAUUAUCUUUAAUUUUUUUUUAAUUAGAACUUAUCCAAUAAUUGAAAUAA